CAGAUCAUUGACAGUGGCGGAGUGUGCACCACCACUCUAAACACUGCUAGUCACCGCAGGCGGCUGAUGCAAGGUCGAUGGCGACGGAGGCUUCGAAGUUGCAACUGUAGUGAUGUCACCUAGUGCUGGUCACGUGGAUCCUCGCUUCUCUGGAGGUGCCGUUGCUGAUCUCCUAGCAAAUUCAACCCGCUAGUGAGUGUACUAAGCAGUGGCUGUCGUCGUCGAUCAUUGCAUCGAUCUUCUGGAAGGGGCACUGCAAGGUGAUUGAAUUGGACCUCGCUUUGGACGAUCCACCGCAUUCGUGUGAUCAUUUUGCCGGGCAACCGCGAUAACUACGAUCACUAAACAUCUAACUGUCGUGAUCAAGACCACUCACCAUGACUAUCGCGGCUGCUCAGCCUAACCACGAUCCUCAGCGUUCGGUCAAACAGCUCCCGCCGGAGUUCUAUCAUUCUUUUUUGUCCAAGGCAGCCAAGGAGCGCAAACCCAGUCCGAUUCGUGGGUUAUACCCAUUAGAAGCCAAACCAGGCGUCAUAUCCUUCCUAGCAGGGAAACCCAAUGAUGCCAUGUUCCCGUUCCAGUCAUUCUCCUUCACAGCGACUUGUCCAUCUAACCCCGGCGAAUCGACGACUGUGUCGCUCAGUGGAUCGGAUCUCGCAGUGGGAUUGCAGUAUGGAGCAACUGCUGGUCUUCCACGCUUGAUCGAUUGGUUUAUGGGCCUACAGGAGCGUUCACAUGAACGCGGACGGGAUGAGGGGUGGAGAUUGUCUGUGGGCACUGGAUCACAGGAUUUGAUAUGGAAGGCUGUUCAAUCGCUCGUUGAUGAGGGGGAUCCGGUUUUGAUCGAGUCGCCAGUUUAUGCCGGUGUCAUUCCUAUGUUCAAGGCCCUCCAUUGCGAGGAAAAUGAGGUCGAAACGGAUUCUAACGGCGUGUGCUCAGAUUCUCUUCGAUCCAUUCUCGAGAAUUGGCCAGUUGAAAAACCGAAACCGAGGAUAUUUUAUACAGUUCCGUACGGCUGUAAUCCAACAGGAAUGACAGCCACGAUCGAACGUCGCAGAGAGGUCCUCGAGCUCGCUCGAGAGCACAACUUCCUUAUUCUCGAGGACGAUCCUUAUUUUUAUCUCUAUUUCGGGAAAGCCGAACGCCCAUCUUCGUAUUUCAAACUCGAGCUCGAACAGCCUGAAGUCGGCCGUGUUCUCCGUUUUGACAGUUUGUCAAAGAUCCUGUCUGCAGGGAUGAGGAUCGGUUUCGUUUCCGGGCCGAAGCCAAUUCUGGAUGUCAUAGAUCUCCACACUGCGACUGUGAACUUGCAGCCUUCCUCCCUUGCUCAAUCUAUUGCGCUAGCACUGCUAGAACAAUGGGGGUAUGAUGGCUUCUACGCGCACACCAAGGCUGUGUCACAGUUCUACGGAGAAAAACGGGACGUUUUCGAGAAAGCGAUGCGAACACACCUCGGUGGUCUUGCAGAGUGGAGUACGCCUGAAGCUGGAAUGUUCUUUUGGUUCAAACUCCUCUUGAACCCUGACUCGGACGAAGAGGGCGAUUCAAAGGAGUUGAUAGAGAAGAAAGCCUAUGAAGGGGGUGUGCUCGCCCUCCCUGGAGCUGUCUUUCUUCCGAAUGGUCGUAGGACUGCCUACGUUCGCGCGGCAUUCUCGCUUUCCACGGAGGAACAAGUCAAUGAGGCAUUAGAACGGCUCAGGGUCGUUAUCCUGAAGGAAAGAGGGAGAGUAUAAUAGCUGAGUUUGUGUAACACGCGUGUUAUGUAUGUGGGUGGUGAACCGGUGACUCUGCCUGCCUGCGUGACCGUCGACGAUGAGUUAUCAUGGAUGACAUGCGUCUUUGAUAGGUAAUCGAAGUGUCCGAGAAUCAAUGUAAUCAGAACACCCCGUUUUCAUUAAACUCGGCGUGAUAUGUGUGUGGUGUCAAGAUGAAACGUCUUGAGAUGCUAUCCGUCG
Molecule: messenger RNA, 1955 nt
Organism: Pisolithus orientalis
Lineage: Eukaryota; Fungi; Basidiomycota; Agaricomycetes; Boletales; Pisolithaceae
Product: pyridoxal phosphate-dependent transferase
Exons: 10
Coding region: 378-1733 (451 amino acids)
Biological process (GO): biosynthetic process
Molecular function (GO): pyridoxal phosphate binding; transaminase activity
Source: RefSeq, a predicted model, not a curated record